This is a messenger RNA of Nematostella vectensis (starlet sea anemone), 2144 nucleotides long. Its product is annotated as ras-related protein Rap-1A. Gene Ontology annotation, cellular component: plasma membrane. Gene Ontology annotation, molecular function: GTP binding; GTPase activity; GDP binding. The transcript is spliced from 7 exons. The record is from RefSeq and is a predicted model, not a curated record. The coding region runs from base 184 to 738 and encodes 184 amino acids. NCBI's taxonomy places the organism in Eukaryota, Metazoa, Cnidaria, Anthozoa, Actiniaria, Edwardsiidae. Gene Ontology annotation, biological process: Rap protein signal transduction; negative regulation of synaptic vesicle exocytosis; cellular response to cAMP.
UAUAACUUGCCGACCGUUCGUAGUGACGUACACGCCCGAAAUUUCAUCUCGCUUGAUGCAGAGGGAGCGUCUUGGAUUGUGUAUAUCAACUUAGCUGGAUUAUUCUGUCCAAACAACCCGCCUUUUCGCUUUCUAAACCCUCGCAUCUACAAGCCAGGUCGAGUUUACUCGGUGUUAAGCAAUAUGAGAGAGUAUAAACUCGUUGUCCUUGGCUCUGGUGGCGUCGGAAAAAGUGCUCUGACUGUGCAAUUCGUACAAGGAAUCUUCGUCGAAAAAUAUGAUCCAACUAUCGAGGACUCAUACAGAAAGCAAGUCGAAGUUGAUGGCCAGCAGUGUAUGUUAGAAAUCCUGGACACAGCAGGAACGGAACAAUUCACAGCAAUGAGGGAUCUGUAUAUGAAGAAUGGGCAAGGAUUUGUUCUGGUCUACUCUAUAACAGCACAGUCUACUUUCAACGACCUACAAGAUCUACGAGAGCAAAUUCUUCGUGUCAAAGAUACAGAUGAUGUGCCAAUGGUACUUGUUGGAAAUAAAUGUGAUUUAGAAGAUGAGAGAGUAGUGGGAAAGGACCAGGGACAAAACUUGGCAAAACAAUUUGCCAACUGCACAUUCCUUGAGACUUCAGCUAAAGCCAAAAUAAAUGUAAAUGAAAUAUUUUAUGAUCUGGUAAGACAGAUAAACAGAAAAACGCCAGAAACAAAGUCGAGGAAGAAAAAGAGAGGCUGUGUACUGCUAUGAGCAACAUUGUCAACUUGCGAGACCACCACGACACAACCAAUCCGACCUAUAUAGUAAUUUAUUAUAGAGACACAUCUCCCAAAAUGCAAAAUAUAUUUUGUUAGCUUGUGUAUCUAUUCUAUAUAUGGUGUUGUCCGGAUGCCACCAUAGAACAGGCCAACAGCCAGGAUCUUAACUGGGUGUCUUAUUCACCCAAUAAGUGGACCAAUUUUUGCUAUGUAUCAUCAGCUCUGUGUCACAAAUGCUGUUUUAUUAUAGCAGACCUUUAAGUUGAGCCUUCUGGUUUAACACCCUUGGCUACGGGCCUGCAUGUAUUACCCUAGAAAUCUGACAAUGUACAGGGGAUGAAUAUCCAACACAAUUUCCACACUUUGUAUAGUUCUGAGAGUGAGAUUUUUUUUGCUUUACACAAGUUAAUCUAGUUCUAUUAGCACUUAAACUUUGAUGUUUUGCGCAGAGAUGACCAUAGAUGGGGUUUGAAAAUUAAUCCAAAUAAUGAGAAUAUUUUUAACAUAAGGCCGUUGUGGGCUGUAGUUUUUAGGUAUGGAAUGCAAGUACUUUAGCACCCAAGUCUAAAAGAUUUGGAGAUUUUUCUUAUUGUCUGUAGCAAGAGAUAAAGAACAGAAGGAGGACUGUAGGAUGUAAUAAGCUUGUAAAGCUACCUGACCAAUUCCCAGCUUCUGUUAUCCCACUACAUAGUGCCCAGCCAAGGGCGCCAAGCAAUGGUUGGGAAUAGAGCUUUUGUCCCUACACCUCUUUCCCUUCUUUUGCUCUUGUUUGAAAGCAGGAUCCAACUAUGUCUACCUCAACAGCAUUUUUCAGCCUCGUCACUGUCAUUGUUUUCGAAAUUGGUAGACAAAGUAAUUGAAGAAAUUUCAAAAUAAUCGUAUCAAUCAUGUCAAAGGUGAAACCACAAGCACAUGAAGCUCAGAACUAACUGACAAAUAUCUCAAUUUUAUCUAGUUUGAAGCACUUGCGAUUUGCAGUUUCUGACUUAUUUGUGUGGAUCUGACUUCCAUUAAAACUAGUUUGAAUCACCCAAUUAAUAUAUACUAGCUUCUAAUGCAUGGACUAUCCUGAUCGACUAAUCAUUUCUCUUAUUUAAGAAUCUCAGUCACUAUAAAAUAUCAAGUAAAUAAACUCCAAUUAUAACAAGUUUUUUUUUUCUCACACUUGCUUAUGGCUUUUAUAGUGAUUGAAUUCAGAUGCAAUUUAUUUUAGUAAAGUACCAGUCUUGACUAAGAUACUGUAUGUGUAGAUGAUAUUAAGUGCUGAAAAUUAACCAAACACAAGAUUCUUGGCUUGAUGUUUGUGGAAUAUUUAUCAACUGAUUUUAAGGCAUUCCAGUUAUUACUGUAUGAAUUGUUUUAUAGCAAAAUGGUAACGAAAUAUAAAUAUAAAUGCUA